CGUCGCACGCUUGCAGGACACUGACGUAAUCAAAACGAGCCCAGUUGAGUUUUGACAAUUUUCAAAAGGAAUGUUACGUAUCACAAAAUCCAACCAUAGCUAUUCAUCGAUACAGAAAACACGACUCGGAUCCGAAGGAAUAUGAUCUUGCUACAGAGAACUAGGUAGUGGAGAGAACUGUUGAGCCUGCUGCAUUGGGAAAUUGACUCCACAUCAUGUACCUCUGUCUGUCAAUAUGAGGUUCCCAAAGCUAGCUUUCAUCUUUCUGUUUGUGGGAUGCCUGGUGGUCUACCUCACCUAUGUCAAACGUCAUUAUGAUGACUCCAAGCCACCGGUAUCUGACCAGCUGCCUCAAUAUAGGGUGGAUACCCAUAAACAUCCGACCUCAUUUCAGGUGGUCAGUGAAAAUUUCCAGUAUGGUAUAAUGUUUGAUGCUGGAAGCACUGGAACCCGGAUUCACAUUUUCAAAUUUCAGAUGGAGCCAAAUGAAGCUCCAAAAUUAGCCCAUGAGACAUUUAGAGCUAUAAAACCUGGACUGUCUGCAUAUGCUGAUGACCCAGAAAAGAGUAAAGAGGGGCUGUUGGGACUGUUAAAGGUUGCUAAAGACACGGUUCCUGAACCGUUAUGGAGUUCUUCUCCUCUUAUGCUCAGAGCCACGGCAGGCCUCAGACUCCUGCCUGGUGAGAAGGCCACCAUUCUGCUGGACAAGGUGAGGGAGGUGUUUAGCCAAUCCUUGUUCUUCUAUAGACCGGACAGUGUGUCAAUCAUGGAUGGCGCAGACGAAGGGAUGUCAGCUUGGAUUACCAUAAACUUUUUAAUAGGUAGUCUUCAUGGCACUGAUACUCCGACAGUAGGCAUGCUGGAUUUAGGAGGAGGCUCGACCCAGAUCACCUUUGCUCUACAGGAUGAAAAAACCAUCCAGAUCUCACCCAUUGAUUAUGUGACAUCGUUUCAGAUGUUCAACAUCAGUCACGCCCUCUACUCACACAGUUACCUUGGCCUGGGCUUGAUGUCAGCCAGACUUGCUGUGUUGGGAGGGUUUGAAGGACAGCCUUCAGGACCCCAAGAGCUGAUUAGUCCAUGUCUAGCCUCCGAUUACUCUGGACAGUGGGAGCAUGCAGAAGUACUCUAUACUGUGAAAGGCCAGAAAGCAGGGGAGCCCAUCUAUGAGUCUUGCCUUAAAAAAGUGGAAAAGAUGAUCUACAAACGGGUGAGAAAAACAGAGGAAGUAAAAGACAUAGACUUCUACGCAUUCUCUUACUACUACGACAGGGCCGUGGAUCUGGGCCUCAUUGAUGAAAGUAAAGGGGGAACUGUCAGAGUCAGUGAUUACAUUGAAGGCGCCAAAAAAGUGUGCAAUAACAUGUCAGCCGGAGGAAUAAAUGAGACUCCAUUCCUGUGUUUGGAUCUGACCUACAUCUCUGUACUUCUUCAGGAGCUUGACUUCCCGCCUGAUAAAGAGCUGAAGCUGGCAAGACAAAUAAAUAAUGUGGAGACUAGCUGGGCCCUCGGGGCCACUUUCCAGUGCAUAGAGUCACUCCGUAAGCACGGAACGUGCUGAAAACACACACUCACAACGUUGUAAUUUUCCACAACCCAGUAAAGCACUGACUGGUUUUAAUUCUCUGGGAAAAAAUAUCUACAUUGAUUGUAUUUGCCAUUUUGUCAUUGAACUUGUUGAAAAUGUGAGUUUUUAUACAUACCUCUGACUUUCUGAAUGUUUCUUACUUGAGUGUAAAGUUAUGUGUGAAGGUAAAAUGUAUGUACUAGUCUGGGUGUUUACAGCAUGUCAGAAUCAUAUCAAUCAGGGUUAACUAUACAUAACUGAUCAAAAAAAUUAUUUCACUCAAGUUGAAGUUAUUUCAUUUGUAUCUUAUGUUUAAUUAUUUUUUCAGCUUUUAGAUCAGUUUAAUAUAUUACAUAUGUUAAAAAAAUCAUAUACUUAAAUAUUUACUCUCAGAUGGAAAGGGAUUUUUUUUUCUUUUGUUAAGAACAGACCUUAGCUGUUGCAGUCAUGUCCAUGUAUUUUUCUCAGAUGAAACUGUUUGAUGAGGCCAUGUUCUUUACUAUUUAAUGUAUUAAAUAUGUUUAUAUGAAAUGCCAAAAAA
Molecule: messenger RNA, 2108 nt
Organism: Pimephales promelas (fathead minnow)
Lineage: Eukaryota; Metazoa; Chordata; Actinopteri; Cypriniformes; Leuciscidae
Gene: entpd6
Product: ectonucleoside triphosphate diphosphohydrolase 6
Cellular component (GO): Golgi apparatus
Molecular function (GO): hydrolase activity
Source: RefSeq, a predicted model, not a curated record